Messenger RNA from Mycotypha africana, 1257 nucleotides. RefSeq names its product WD40-repeat-containing domain protein. Gene Ontology annotation, molecular function: actin filament binding. The record is from RefSeq and is a predicted model, not a curated record. Gene Ontology annotation, biological process: Arp2/3 complex-mediated actin nucleation. NCBI's taxonomy places the organism in Eukaryota, Fungi, Mucoromycota, Mucoromycetes, Mucorales, Mycotyphaceae. The transcript has 5 exons. The coding region runs from base 119 to 1234 and encodes 371 amino acids. Gene Ontology annotation, cellular component: actin cytoskeleton; Arp2/3 protein complex.
AAUUUGUCUUAAAGUAGGUUCUUUGCUUGUUCGUAACCUUUACUUAUCGAUAAUCAGAAAAGUAGUCGACUGUCUAGAGUCCUCUUUUUAAAAAAUAAACCCCUAUACAAACGUCAACAUGCCACCUACCGUAUACAGCCUAAAUAACUCACCCAUCACAGCUCAUUCAUUUAACAAAGACCAAUUGGUUGUUUGCCAAAAUACAAAUGACGCCAAAAUUUAUCAAUAUGGUCAAGCUAACUCGAAAUUAGAAGCCACUUUGAAGGGUCACGAUAAAGUCAUCACCAGUAUUGACUUUGCUCCCAAUACCAACCGUAUUGUGACUUGUUCACAAGAUAGAAAUGCUUAUGUUUGGACAAAUGAAGACGGUGUCUGGAAGCCAGGACUUGUUUUACUGCGUAUCAACCGUGCUGCUACAUACGUUCGUUGGUCACCCAACGAAGAAAAGUUUGCUGUAGCCAGUGGUGCACGUUGUAUUUCUGUCUGUUAUUUCGAGGAAGAUAAUGACUGGUGGGCCAGUAAACAUUUGAAAAAGCCUAUUCGUAGUACUGUACUAUCACUCGACUGGCAUCCCAACAAUGUUUUGUUGGCUGCAGGUUCUGCUGAUAUGAAAGCUCGUGUAUUCUCUUCUUUCAUCAAGGGCCUUGAUAAAAAGCCCGCACCCACUAACUGGGGAGACAAGUUGCCCUUCAAUACUGUUUGCGGUGAAUUCAGCACUGGUCGCGGCGGUUGGGUUCACGCCGUUGCUUUCUCACCCUCUGGUGAUGCGCUAGCUUUUGCUGGCCACGACUCCUCAAUCAAUGUCGUUUACUCUCAAGCUGAUGGUAACCACACUAUGGUUUCAAUCACCAGUAACACCCUUCCUUUCCGCUCUCUUAUUUGGACGAAUGAACAACAAAUUGUUGCAGCUGGUUUUGAUUGUGCGCCUAUUCUUUAUGAAACUAAGGAUGGUCAAAACUGGCACUAUGCUGGAUCUUUAGAUGUUGGUCAAAAGAAGGUUUCUCAAGCUGCAUCUGUAUUGGCUCGUUUCAAAACUAUGGAUUCUCGUGGUGAAACUGAAAACGAUACCAAAUUGAACACAGUUCAUCAAAAUACUAUCAAUGAAAUUCGUGUAUACGCUGGUGAGCGUAAUAAUGUGUCUCAAUUCUCCACAUGUGGUGCAGAUGGGAAGGUCGUUAUUUGGGAUUUCGACCCUACUAAUCUUGUUGCUGAUCUUGCUAGUCUUAGAAUUUAAAGAUAAACUGUACUUUUGUAACG